This is a messenger RNA of Lodderomyces orthopsilosis Co 90-125, 765 nucleotides long. Its product is annotated as acetyltransferase. Bases 1 to 765 code for a protein of 254 amino acids. The transcript has a single exon. Lineage: Eukaryota; Fungi; Ascomycota; Pichiomycetes; Serinales; Debaryomycetaceae. The record is from RefSeq and is a predicted model, not a curated record. Gene Ontology annotation, molecular function: acetyltransferase activity.
AUGACAAUUACUCCCUGGAAAGUCAAUACUGAAAAAAAUCACGAAUUAAUCGAAUUUGCUAAAAACUCCUUAAAUCAUGCUCCACAUGACAAUGAAAAUUAUCAACGUAUGAUCUCCGGUAUGCUGUAUAAUCCAGGAGAACAACAAUUGACCAAUGUACGAAUGAACGCAAGAGAUUACUUAUUAGACUAUGGAAAUUUCAGAUUUAGAGAUUAUAAAACAGCUGAUGAAUUUGCUGAUGCUAAAAGAGAUUAUCUUGCUAAAUUUAUUGGCCAUGUAGGAUCUGGUACAUUUAUGGAAUACCCUAUUUUCUUUGAUUAUGGAUUCAACACAUAUCUAGGUAAGAAUUUCUACAGUAAUUUUAAUUUGACUAUAUUGGAUUGUUCAGUGGUUAAAAUCGGCGAUAAUGUCAUGUGUGGAACAAAUGUAUCUAUCUUGACUCCAGGUCACCCAAUUGAUCCUAAUUUACGUGUUUACGGUGAACACGAUCAAGUGUUGGAAAAUGCAUUUCCAGUAACAAUUGGAGAUAAUUGUUGGCUAUGUGGGGGUUGUACAAUUAUCGGUGGUGUUACUAUCGGUGAGGGAUGUGUCAUUGGUGCUGGAAGUGUAGUCACCAAGGAUGUUCCUGCCAACUCGUUGGUUAUCGGAGUUCCCGCAAGAGUUGUGAAAACUAUGGAUCCAAAGGACAAGUCUGUUGAUUUAAGACAAAUAAUGAAAGAAUACAAGAUUGAAGAGUUUGAAACUGCAUCAUACAACAUCAAUUAA